Messenger RNA from Uloborus diversus, 1608 nucleotides. RefSeq lists its product as uncharacterized. The transcript is spliced from 3 exons. Lineage: Eukaryota; Metazoa; Arthropoda; Arachnida; Araneae; Uloboridae. The record is from RefSeq and is a predicted model, not a curated record. Bases 1 to 1608 code for a protein of 535 amino acids.
AUGGACAGUGAAACAUACACCCAAUACACUCUACGGGUAGAAGCUGCAGUCAAUAUGUACAUCAAUUCUCGAAAAGUCAACAAUCUUGAUCAAUUGAAACAGCUACUUAUUGCUGAUAAGAAAGAGCAAGCAGAUGUGUUGGAGGUAGAAACAGAGAAGUUAGCAGCAACGUCCGAGGAAGAAGCGCAGAAAGAGCAAGCGCUCGAGGCACCGGAAAAGGGGAAAACAGUUCGGGGAGAAGUGGACGGAGCUGACUAUCAGGGUGAUCUCAGCCCCCAAGAAAAAUUUCUCCGCUUGCAGCGGAAGAGCGACUCUCUGCUCCAGGAAUGGUUGCUCGCGUCCCAGGGAAAGGGAGGAUAUUUUGUCCUGGAUAAUCUGCUUUUUCACAAAGAGAAGGUUGGAGGAAUAGAGGUUACUCAGUUGGUUUUGCCUCUGGAGAAACGUUUAGAGGUAAUGAAAAGAGCGCAUGAGACGCCCUUCGGCGGACACAUGGCCGCUAAAAAGACAUGUGAUCGUGUGCGGCGAAAAAAGCAGUCCAAAUUUCUUCUGACAUCAAAUGCCAAAGGUGAAGAGGUGCCGGUUGUAGUUUGCAGAGGUUGGUUUGACACAUGCGAGUACUGUGAUAAAAGAUUCUGCAACUGGUUACCUGUAGACGAAGAAGUUUACGAAAAGAUACCACUUAAACCUGGAGUCUGCAUGGUUGCUCUCAAAAGCAAAGGCAUCACAGAAGUAGUUAGUAUUAUACUGGACCACACCGACAUUCAGUUGCAAUCGACCCAGACUAUAGACAUCAUAAAAGAACAACUGUCGAACAGAAAGUCAAAGGCAAGUAAAUCAGAAAUUAUUGUAAGGUGGUUUUGUUCAAAGAGAAUCGAUGACAAAGAAGUCAUCGCUUUGUGUGCACACUGGUUCAAUAAUGCUGUCUUACCGAGGUUCCUAGAGCAGUGGCCUGGUGCCAACUUAUUAGAGACGAGUAACUUUUUGGUGUUUUCAAAAAAUCUUCAAAAAUGGUGUCAUCCUACAAAAGAUCCAGUUUGGAAAAAAUCCAAAGAGUUGCACAAGAAAACAGUAGAGGUAAUCAAAAAGUGCGAUUGGAGGGCCCCUUGUGAUAUUUGUGAUAGGACGUUUCGGAAAUGGACGCCAUUUUCAAAAGUGUACAGUGACAAUUUGAUUCCCGAGUGCUUCGGUAUUUAUAUGUUGUCAGCAGUUUCUGGCCAAGACCGGGAAGUCGUCAGAAUUGAUUUUUUUACCAAGGCCAGCAUUCAGAUCCAGUUAAAUAGCCUCCAACAAUACGUAAAGUGUAACAUCUUCAGAUGUGGACCACUUAGAAACACAACUGCGGAAAUACGGUGGACAACCCUGAAAGAUGAUAAGUCUGAUGAGGCAUGUCACCUGUAUGCACAUUGGUUGAAUGUGGGAGAGUUUCCAAGGAACAAUAGUGCAUUCCCUGUAGAGACAUUAUUAGCUAAAAACCAUAAUUUUGUAGUUCGGGCAAGAGAUAAAAAAUGGUGCACAAUCACUAGUAGUUUAAGGAGCUCAAAGCCCACCAAAAUGAAAGAGAAAAAAGCUUUAGUGAAUGCUAUGGAGUAUUUAUAUGAUGAUGUUUGA